GGUAAUAAACCAUUCAUAAAUCUCCAUUGCUGUUUAAACAAAUUGAAAUAAGCAGUUUCUCUCAUAAAGUUCUUAACUUCCCUGUUCACUCAGCCAUUAAUCUUCUGCAAUCCCCGAGUCGGAACCACUUCAGAGACUGUUGUAAACCUAUAAACUAAAGAACCCAGAAGUAGUUUUCAGCUUUUGUCUCGGAGAACUUAAAUUCGCCAACCCAGCAUGACGGAUAAUGAUAACAGUAAAAGCACGGCGACCAAUGUGGCUCGAGCGAUUGUUGUCGCACUUGAUUGGAGUUCUACUCCCGACGCCCGCAGAGCGGCCGUUUCCUUCUUAGAAUCCAUCAAGACUGGAGAUGUAAGGAUUUUGGCAAACACAUCAUUCCUUCUAGUCAGAAAGGACUGGUCUUCCGAGAUUCGUUUACAUGCAUUUAAAAUGUUGCAGCAUUUGGUUCGGCUGCGGUGGGAGGAAUUGAAUCCUUCAGAACGUAGGAGUUUUGCUAAUGUUGCUGUUGACUUAAUGUCGGAGAUUGCUAAUCCUUGUGAAGAAUGGGCUCUUAAGAGUCAGACAGCUGCACUUGUUGCUGAGAUAGUUCGAAGGGAAGGACCAAAUCUGUGGCAAGAGUUCCUUCCUUCUCUAGUUUCUUUAUCCAGCCAGGGUCCAGUACAAGCUGAGUUGGUCUCGAUGAUGCUGAGGUGGCUUCCUGAAGAUAUUACAGUUCACAAUGAAGAUUUGGAAGGUGAUCGGCGUAGACUACUAUUACGUGGGCUUACUCAAUCAUUGCCUGAAAUUUUGCCUCUGUUGUAUACUCUUCUGGAAAGGCAUUUUGGAGCUGCAUUAAGUGAAGCGAGUAGGCAGCAAGUCGAUGUUGCCAAACAGCAUGCCACUGCAGUAACAGCUAGUUUGAAUGCCAUCAAUGCAUAUGCUGAGUGGGCCCCUUUGCCUGAUCUAGCUAAAUAUGGGAUCAUUCAUGGGUGUGGUUUUUUACUCUCUUCUCCUGACUUCCGACUUCAUGCCUGCGAGUUUUUCAAACUAGUCUCUCCAAGAAGGAGACCUACUGAUGCUUCUGCCACUGAAUUUGACUCUGCAAUGAGCAAUAUCUUCCAGAUUUUGAUGAAUGUCUCCAGAGAAUUUUGGUACAGAUCAGCAUCAAGUGGGGCUAUAGAUGAAAGUGAUUAUGAAUUUGCAGAGUACGUAUGUGAGAGUUUGGUGACUUUGGGUUCUUCAAACUUGCAAUUUAUUGCUGGUGAUGGAAACAUAUUUCCAAUUUAUUUGCAAGAGAUGCUCGGAUUCUUUCAACAUUUUAAGCUGGCUCUUCAUUAUCAAUCCCUGUUGUUUUGGCAGGCAUUGAUGAGAGAUUUAAUGUCGAAGCCCAAGGGUGCUUCUCAUCCAGCUGGAGAUGGUUCAACAAAUAAUAAUGUGGACAGCUCUGGACAGGUUAACAACGAAAAAAGAAAGAUUUUAAGUUAUGUGAAUGAUGAUAUUUGUAGCGCGAUUUUGGAUAUAUCUUUCCAGCGCAUGCUUAAGAAGGAAAAAGUUCUUCCUGGAAUGGACCUUUCUCUGGUUCCCUUGGAGUUAUGGAGUGAAGGUUUCGAAGGCAAGGGUGACUUUGGCCAGUAUCGUUCAAGGCUUUUGGAGCUGAUCAAGUUCAUUGCUUCCUACAAACCCAUCAUAGCCAGUUCUAAAAUUUCUGAAAGAAUUAUUUCAAUCAUUACAAGACUCUUGGUUUCUCCAAUGCCUGCUCAGGAUUUAGCGGUGAUGGAGAGCCUGCAAGUGGCUCUAGAAAAUGUUGUGAGCACUGCUUUUGAUGGGUCGAAUGAUUUUGGUCGAGGUAGUCCCGAAGUUCAGGUUGUGCUGCAUGGAAUCUUUGAAGGUCUGCUUCAGCAACUUUUGUCUCUGAAAUGGACUGAACCAGCUCUUGUGCAAGUACUUGGCCACUAUUUAGAUGCAAUGGGACCCUUUUUAAAGUAUUUCCCUGAUGCAGUUGGCAGUGUCAUCAAUAAACUAUUUGAGCUUCUAACUUCACUUCCUCUUGUUGUCAAGGAUCCUGCUACAAGUAGUUCAAGACUUGCAAGAUUGCAGAUUUGUGCAUCAUUUAUACGAAUAGCCAAGGCUGCUGACAAAAGCAUACUGCCUCACAUGAAGGGUAUAGCUGAGACCAUGGCAUAUUUGCAAAGAGAAGGUGGUUUGCGUCGUGGAGAGCAUAAUCUUCUUGGUGAAGCAUUUCUUGUUAUGGCAUCCGCUGCUGGAGUUCAACAACAGCAUGAAGUUUUGGCUUGGUUACUGGAACCUUUAAGCCAGCAAUGGCUGCAACUAGAGUGGCAGAAUAAUUAUUUGUCCGAACCACUAGGUCUGGUUCGUCUCUUUGCUGAUACACCUCUCAUGUGGUCAAUAUUCCACACUGUGACAUUCUUUGAGAAGGCACUUAAGAGGAGUGGAAUCAGAAAAGAUAAUUUGAAUUUACAAAACAGCUCUACAAUUUCACAUCCAAUGGCGUCUCAUCUAUCUUGGAUGCUGCCUCCUCUGUUAAAGCUGCUUCGUGCUAUACAUUCCCUUUGGUCCCCAUCAGUAUAUCAGUCAUUGCCUGCGGAGGUUAAAGCAGCAAUGUCAAUAACUGAUGUCGAGCGAUUUAGUCUUCUAGGAGAAGGAAAUCCUAAGCUGUCAAAGACUGCUUUGACUUUUGCAGAUGACACAAGUAAUGACGGAUAUGCAGAACCAAAUGAAUCUGAUAUACGGAACUGGUUAAAGGGUAUCAGAGACAGUGGGUACAACGUAUUGGGCCUAUCAACAACAAUUGAGGAUGCAUUUUUCAAAUGUUUGGACGUGAGUUCUGUCACCAUAUCCCUCAUGGAGAAUGUACAAUCAAUGGAAUUCAGGCAUAUAAGGCAGCUUGUUCAUUCCAUUUUAAUUCCUUUGGUUAAAUCUUGCCCUCCAGACAUGUGGCAGUCGUGGCUGGAAAAGCUCCUAUAUCCAUUAUUUAUUCAUUCUCAGCAAGCAAUUACAAGCUCAUGGUCCAGUCUUUUGCACAAUGGCCGAGCAAGGGUUCCAGAUACCUAUAACACAUUUGGUGGCCCAGAUUUAAAAGUGGAAGUCAUGGAAGAAAAAUUACUUCGGGAUUUUACUCGGGAAAUCUGUGCUCUCCUUGCGACUAUAGCUUCUCCGGGGUUAAAUACCGGGCUUCCUUCGUUAGACCAAUCUGGUCAUAUUGGCCGUGUAGACAUGUCUUCUCUCAAAGGUUUAGAUACAUUCAAAUCCAGCUCCAUGGUUGGUUUCCUUUUGAAUCACAAAGGCCUGGCAGUCCCAGUGUUGCAGAUGUGUCUGGAAGCUUUCACAUGGACAGAUGGUGAAGCCACGACAAAAGUUUCCUCUUUCUGUGCUUCUGUUGUUGUUUUAGCCGUAUCAACAAAUAAUUUGGAGCUCCAAGAAUUUGUUUCGAAGGAUCUAUUUUCUGCAGUUAUUCGAGGUUUGACUCUCGAAUCAAAUGCUAUUAAUAGUGCUGAUCUAGUUAGUCUCUGCCGCGAAAUAUUCAUUUACCUCUGUGACAGAGAUCCAGCUCCUAGACAGGUUCUUCUCUCCCUCCCUUGUAUUAAACCCAGUGAUUUGCAUGCUUUUGAGGAAGCUGUGGCAAAAACAUCUAGUCCUAAGGAGCAAAAGCAACAUAUGAAGAGUUUGCUCUUACUCGCUACCGGGAAUAACUUAAAGGCACUUACUGCUCAAAAAAGUGUAAAUGUUAUCACAAACGUUACAGCAAGACCUCGCAGCGCAGUCAAUGCUUCUGAAAGUAGAGUUGAAGAGGGUGAUACCCUUGGAUUGGCAGCCAUUCUGUGAGGGUUUGUUUGAUCUGACGAUCAGGUUGGGAGUUGUACAGUGAAGAGAUGACUAAAAGAUUCAACAUUUUUUUGUUAGCGGAUAAAUGGUUGAAAAAAAGUCGGGUUUUUUUUUUUUUUUUAAUUUUUAUUAGAUAUAUACAGGUUGAAGAAAGAUGCAGCUUUUUGUAUUUGCCAUACCGGGGUUACCCCAAAUGAGAAUUCGAACAUAUAUACAGAUUUCCAUGGCGUUCAGAUGAUGAUCUCCGAGGGUUUAAGCUGGCCAUGGAAAUGAGGUUUUGUAACAGUGAUGUAUUAUUGCAAUGUUGGUUUUGUCGGAUUGAAGCUACAAUGGCAGUAUCUAUUGUUGUAAUAUGCAGUCUGAUAUGGUACCUGGUUUGCUAAAGAUUUGCUGGUGAGGAUUCCAUCUGAUUCAAACUCUUGAAAAGGUUAAAACUCAACCUUUACGUAUGGAUGGAAGUAUGGAAGUAGGCUUGGCCUUUGGUUUAGACUGUCA
Messenger RNA from Carica papaya (papaya), 4317 nucleotides. Its product is annotated as ARM repeat superfamily protein. Gene Ontology annotation, cellular component: nucleus; RNA nuclear export complex; cytoplasm. Lineage: Eukaryota; Viridiplantae; Streptophyta; Magnoliopsida; Brassicales; Caricaceae. The record is from RefSeq and is a predicted model, not a curated record. Gene Ontology annotation, biological process: RNA export from nucleus; protein export from nucleus. Gene Ontology annotation, molecular function: nuclear export signal receptor activity; RNA binding.